AUGUCAUCCACCUUCCUCGGCAGCAACUCGAUCGUCAACACGUACAAUGGCACCUCGGCCUCCAACGCCCCGCACUCGGCAGAUGAGCCGCUGUUCGCGCCCAUCUCAAAUUCCUCCAACCCGAACCCAUCGCGCGUCUGCUACUUCUUCGACUCGGACAUCGGCAACUACCACUACGGCCCGGGCCAUCCGAUGAAGCCCACGCGCAUCCGCAUGUGUCACUCCCUCGUGAUGAACUACGGCCUGUACAAGCGCAUGGAGAUCUUCCGCGCAAAGCCGGCGACCAAGCGCGAGAUGUCGCAGUUCCACACGGACGAGUACGUCGAGUUCCUCAACCGUGUCACUCCGGACAACGUCGACUCGUUCGUGCGCGAGCAGGCCAAGUUCAACGUCGGCGACGACUGCCCUGUUUUCGAUGGCCUUUUUGAAUACUGUUCGAUAUCCGCGGGCGGGUCCAUGGAAGGUGCGGCGAGGUUGUCGCGCGACAAGUGCGAUAUCGCCAUCAAUUGGGCUGGAGGUCUGCACCACGCCAAAAAGGGCGAGGCAAGCGGGUUCUGUUACAUCAACGAUAUCGUGCUCGGCAUCCUCGAGCUGCUCCGCUACCACCCCCGUGUGCUGUACAUCGACAUCGACGUGCAUCAUGGAGAUGGCGUCGAAGAGGCUUUCUACACCACUGACCGUGUCAUGACCUGCUCGUUCCACAAGUACGGCGAGUUCUUCCCCGGUACUGGCGAGUUGCGCGACAUCGGCAUUGGCAAGGGCAAAAUGUACUCGUGCAACUUUCCCCUGCGCGAUGGCAUCACCGACGAGAGCUACAAGACCGUCUUUGAGCCGGUCAUCUCGCAGAUCAUGCAGCACUACCAGCCGUCCGCCGUCGUGCUGCAGUGUGGCAGCGACUCGCUGGCGGGCGACAAGUUGGGCUGCUUUAACCUCUCGAUGCGCGGGCAUGCCAACUGCGUCGAGUACGUCAAGAGCUUCGGCCUGCCGCUGCUGCUGCUCGGCGGAGGUGGGUAUACCAUGCGCAACGUCAGUCGCGCGUGGGCGUUCGAGACAGGCUUGGCGGCGGGGCAGGAGCUCAACCCGCAAAUCCCUGUCAACGAAUACUACGAAUACUUCGGCCCCGAUUACCGCCUCGACGUGCGACCGAACAAUAUGGAGGACCUCAACACGAGAGAGUACCUCGAGAAGAUCAAGAUCCAGGUGUUUGAGAACCUGCGUCAGACGGCGCACGCCCCCUCAGUGCAGGGCCACGUCGAACCGCGCAGCAUCGCCGAGCAGCUCCAUCUGCAGAACAUGAAUGGCGAUGCGGACGAGGCUAUGGAUCUGGCGGACAAGAACGGGCUUCAGGCGCUCGAGGAUGCGCACCCGGAUCAGAGAGUGGUGGACAACCAGCAGUUCCAGGACUACUCGAGGAGGGGGGACGACGAGCUGGAUCGCGAGGGCAGAGCCAACCCGAGCAGAGUCGAUGACGACGGCGCUGCGGAGACGGGAGAGAAUGGCCGGGUGGUGGGGAUAGCCGAGGCGACGAAUCCGACGGCGGACCACGAGGAGGACGCGAUCGAUGAGAAGAUCGAGGCGGACGCAAUCGCAAAGCAGCAGGCCAAGAAAGAGGAGGCUGAGCAAGAGGCAGCGCAGCCGCAGCAGCCGCAGCAGCAACAGCAGCAACAGCAGGAGCAGCAGCCACCGGCGGAACUAGAGACUGCAACGACCGCUGUGGUUGAUGCUGCCCCAUCCACCGCAGAGCCGGAAGCUACCACCGCUACCACCGCCGCGCCACCUGCACCGGAGGAAGCAUCGACAGAAACGAUCACUGCAGCUCCACCAGCCGGCGACCCAGCCCCACCUGCCACCACACAAACACCACAACCCCCCUCUCAACCAGCAGACUCAUCUAUGGACGUCGAUCAAUGA
Messenger RNA from Sporisorium graminicola, 1911 nucleotides. RefSeq lists its product as uncharacterized. NCBI's taxonomy places the organism in Eukaryota, Fungi, Basidiomycota, Ustilaginomycetes, Ustilaginales, Ustilaginaceae. The transcript has a single exon. The coding region runs from base 1 to 1911 and encodes 636 amino acids. Gene Ontology annotation, molecular function: histone deacetylase activity. The record is from RefSeq and is a predicted model, not a curated record.